AUGAUGACUUCGAUAGUGUUAAUAGCAACAGUUUUAUACAAUGACGAACAGAAUCCUUUAAUAUUGGUAACCGAAACCACCCAAAAUCCCAUAUGGAAUUACGAUUUUCCCGCUAUAACUAUUUGCGAGAAUAACAAGAUUUCUAAAAAGAAGGCAAAUGCAUUUGCAAGACACUUAGCGAAACAUAACGAAUCUUUGAACGCAGAAACAUUAAAGAAACAAUUACGAUAUUUGUAUUACUUAAUCGAUACCUUAAACGUUAACGACGAAAUCGCCGAAGAACUAUUUAAUUUGCAACGAAUUCUCGAUCACCACAAUUACACCGCUCAUUCUGUACUAAGGCGACUAGGAAACUCCUGCGAUGACAUAACGAUAAAGUGCAUUUGGAGCGGAUUGACCAAAAAAUGCUCGAAUAUAAUCAAGCAAGUUAGAACCACGCAAGGGUAUUGUUGCAGCUUCAAUAAUUUCGUAUUCGCGAAUGCAACUCCUUCGACUGGAUUCAUUUCGGAUAAAGAACCAAACGCACCUUUCAGGACUUCAAGUUGCGGAUACCACUCAGGAUUAAUUUUGCUCAUAGAUAAUGAUAUCGAUGAUUAUUACGCCUCUUCGGUUCCUACGCUAGGACACCGGAUACAAAUUCACGAUCCCUAUUCCUUUCCCGAUAGGAACUCUAGGAACUCUUUUAGCCCGGCCAGCGUUCUAAACGUGUUAAGCAUUUUCGCGCAAAGUACGCACUCAUCCGAAGAAGUCCGGAAAAUUCCCGUGAAAAUUAGACAGUGCCUGUUUCCCGACGAGAGAAAACUACAUUAUUUCACGCGGUACACAUUCGCCAAUUGUCUGGUGGAAGCCAGAAUGAAUUUGACCAAGCGAAUUUGCAAUUGCACGCCAUUUUUCUAUUUCAGGCAAAUCGAUAGUCCAGAUCUUAGAGUUUGCAAUCUUAUAGAUGUGCCGUGUCUAUCGAAAAUAGAAAGCAAGUAUUAG
Messenger RNA from Phyllotreta striolata, 981 nucleotides. The record is from the annotation of a GenBank genome assembly. Lineage: Eukaryota; Metazoa; Arthropoda; Insecta; Coleoptera; Chrysomelidae.